UGUACCGUUCUCAUAUACAUAGCACAUAACUCAAUAAACUCGAACACACAGAUCAGUGGAACCCCGUGUCGUUAACAGUUCGUAGACGUGAAACUUGUGAUUUUUCAGGCAUUUCACGUUUGUGUAUUUCACUGUGGUUGUGUCUACUGACGGUCCGCCACGACAACUACAUUUGCGACCCUCAAGAUUCACCGAUUUUCAAAAUAAAAAAUUUGAUAGCAAAUUUAAAAUGUCCAAAACGUUUACGUGUAAGUAUUCUCGAAUGGCCGUGUGGGCUCUCAGGCGGCUCACUACCCGUUUGUUAUUCUCUUCUUCAUCCUGUCCAAAAGGAUUCGCAUGUAAGAUUACAUCCACUGUUAAUGAAACAAAUAUUGUAAAAUAUCGUGAAGCCUUUUAUAAUGAUUCCAAAAACAUAUUAGCUCAAAAUGCUUGUUCUCGAGUUAGUCCAACAGAAGUAAUUACAUCAAGGGAUAGAGUACAAGAAUGCCACCAUUUUUAUUCCCAUAAGAUUGAGUCUGAAGGAAAACCUGUGACAAAUCAAAGAAGUUCUGGUCGCUGUUGGAUAUUUGCUUGCUUAAAUGUGAUAAGAGUUCCAUUUAUCAAGCAUUUUAAUCUGGAAGAAUUUGAAUUCAGUCAAGCUUUUGUAUUUUUUUGGGAUAAGAUUGAAAGAAGUAAUUAUUUCUUGAAUGCUAUUGUUCAAACUGCAAAACGUGGAGAAUCAGUUGAUGAUAGAACUACAGCAACCCUACUCUCUAAACCAAUUGAGGAUGGAGGUCAAUGGGACAUGUUAGUCAAUAUUAUAACCAAGUAUGGACUAAUGCCAAAGAAAAACUUCCCAGAGUCUUUCAGCUGUGAAACUAGUUCCACUGUUAAUAUUAUAUUAAAUAGCAAACUUAGAGAAUUUGCAAUUGUAUUACAUAAACUUGUAAGUGACCAUGCCACAGAUAAUGAGAUUAAGAAUAAAAUUGAAGAACAAAUGGAAAUCGUCUACCGAAUUGUUGGAAUUUGUUUUGGAAUUCCUCCUAAUACAUUUGAGUGGAACUACUAUGACAAAUCCAAGCAGUAUCAAUCUAUAGGACCAAUAACACCAUUAGAUUUUUAUGAACAACAUGUAAAGCCAAUAUUUGAUGUAACUAACAAAGUCUGUUUAGUUUCUGAUCCUAGACCAAAUAAUUGUUACGGACAACUAUAUACUUUAGAUAUGUUAAACAACAUGGUUGGUGGGAGAAAAGUUUUGUACAACAAUCAGCCUGUUGAAAUUCUUAUUAAAGCUGCUCAAGAUUCAAUUGUUAAACGAGGAGAACCUGUUUGGUAUGGCUGCCAAGUAAGCAAAAGAUUCUCUGACAAACUUGGUUUAGAAGAUCUUAAAAUUCACAAUUAUCAACUAGUAUUUGGUACUGAUGUGUCUGUUCCAAUGUCCAAAGCUGAAAGAAUGUUAUAUGGAGAAUCAGCUAUGACACAUGCAAUGGUGUUAACAGGAGUUAAUUUAAAUAAUGGUGGUGAACCAAACAAAUGGAGAGUAGAAAAUUCCUGGGGUGAAGAUCGUGGUGACAAAGGAUACUUAAUGAUGACGACUGAAUGGUUCAAAGAAUAUGUAUUUGAAGUUGUAGUAGACAAAAGUUUAGUGCCUGACGAAGUUUUGGUUGUUUUCCAACAAGAACCUCAAGUAUUACCAAUUUGGGAUCCUAUGGGAACAUUAGCUUAAGAAAAAAUUAAUCAUCUGAAUAAAUGUAUAAAUACAUUAUAUAACAGAAUUUGUAUACAAUAUAUAAUAUAAUAUUUUAUUUUA
This is a messenger RNA of Daktulosphaira vitifoliae (grape phylloxera), 1789 nucleotides long. RefSeq names its product bleomycin hydrolase. Bases 230 to 1705 code for a protein of 491 amino acids. The record is from RefSeq and is a predicted model, not a curated record. NCBI's taxonomy places the organism in Eukaryota, Metazoa, Arthropoda, Insecta, Hemiptera, Phylloxeridae. Gene Ontology annotation, molecular function: cysteine-type aminopeptidase activity. Gene Ontology annotation, biological process: response to toxic substance; L-homocysteine catabolic process; proteolysis. The transcript is spliced from 9 exons. Gene Ontology annotation, cellular component: cytoplasm.